AUGCCCACUCAAAAGAAGCAAACUGCUGCUGCGAAGAAGAAAACCAGCACUACUAAGAAGAAGACUAGCACUGCUAAGAAGAAAACCAGCACUGCUAAAAAAGCUAAUACUGGCACUGCUAAGAAGAAAGCCAGCACUGCUAAAAAAGCUAAUACUGGCACUACAUUAUCCAUGUACGGCUUUGCCCCCUAUAAAGAAAAAAGGGGCGAAGAAUUCAUGAAUAAAGACCAGCGUGAGCAUUUUAAAAACCUGCUGCUGGCAUGGAAGCAAGAAUUGAUGGAAGAAGUAGAUCGCACUGUAACUCAUAUGAAAGACGAGGCUUCCAACUUUCCCGACCCAGCGGAUCGCGCUACCCAAGAAGAAGAGUUCAGCUUAGAACUGCGCACUCGCGACCGCGAACGCAAGUUGAUCAAGAAAAUCGACAGUACCAUUGAGCGUAUUGAUCUGGAUGAUUACGGCUUUUGCGAUCAGUGUGGUGUUGAAAUAGGUAUUCGUCGUCUGGAAGCGCGCCCUACUGCCAACCUGUGUGUCGACUGUAAAACACUGGAUGAAAUCAAAGAGCGCCAGAUUACUGGUGGUUAA
Messenger RNA from Nerophis lumbriciformis (worm pipefish), 582 nucleotides. Lineage: Eukaryota; Metazoa; Chordata; Actinopteri; Syngnathiformes; Syngnathidae. The record is from RefSeq and is a predicted model, not a curated record.